This is a messenger RNA of Gilbertella persicaria, 531 nucleotides long. RefSeq lists its product as uncharacterized. NCBI's taxonomy places the organism in Eukaryota, Fungi, Mucoromycota, Mucoromycetes, Mucorales, Choanephoraceae. Bases 1 to 531 code for a protein of 176 amino acids. The transcript is spliced from 2 exons. The record is from RefSeq and is a predicted model, not a curated record.
AUGAUUGAAACUGCUGGGAAAGAUGCGGUGUUAGAAGAACCGAAAAUCAAUCUACAUGAAAAGGCUAGUGCGGCUGAAGAUCUUGAGGUUAAUCAAAAAAUGGGUAUUGAUGAUGAUGUUAGUGGUGUUAAUGAUGCCAUUGGUGUGGAUGAUGGUGAUCCUAUUGAUGAUGUAGAUUUUAGUGUUGAUGUUGAAACCACUGUCGAAGAUCAAACCAAUACUUUUGGUAUAAGAGAAGUUGCUUCCACGUCGACAAAUGCCAAUCUAUCUACUCCUACGGAUGAAGAAGUUAAAAGGAACGGCCUUCGCUCGCAAAAUAACGUUGAGAUCAAGUCGAUGCUGAAUGAUACUGCAGUUGAAACCGAAGUGAUGAGGGAUUCGAAUUUGGUUACGAAGCACAUUGCAAGUAAUACACAACUCAUGCAAGAACUGCCGCUAGAACUAGAAAUGAAAUUCCGAAAAGAAGCAAACGCAAAGAAAAGAAGAAGGUUCUCAGAAGACCAAACAGUAUCUAUCAGAUAUUAUAAUUAA